AUGGAAAACACUCUAGCUUACUGAAAAGAGCGCUGCAAUCUGCUUCUAGCUGAAAAUUCACAGUUAAAAUCAGAAAUCGAAAGCUUAAAACAGCAAUUGCAUAAAAGCACCGUAAAAAAUGAAGAUGCAAAUCGGAGAAUCAAAGAAUUAAGUGAAGAGAUCUCAAUGUCUCCAAUACAAGAUUGGGGAUUUGAAGAUGAUAGCUACUUUGAAAGCUUGGCACAAAGCGUGUGCUCCAGCAGAUACUCAAUCCGCCAAGUCCAAUCCCCACAGAACACAAGCAAAAAAAGCUAUUUUGACUUCCAGCCGAUGAUCCAAAGUCAAGUAGAUUUGAGAAUUUCAAUGAAUUUGCAAAGCAUUGAGAAGCCGAGACUUGUGGAAUACUUUUUUGUAGUGGGAGUCUCAGCUGAAGACCUUUCUCAAAGAAACAGAAAAGCUGCGAUUCUAAUGUCAGUUCCAGACAAUAUUGAGUGGUAUACUUAACGUAGGGCAGGCUUAUCUGUAUUGGCUGAUUUUUGUUUUCCAGCAGGGAUAUCAGCCAGUGAGCUUGUGCUUUCUAAGUCCGGAAGCGCACUUAACCAGCUAAUCUUCGGUCACAACUAUAUCUCUUACUUACUUACUUAAUUAUCUGGUGUUUAAGGUGUCUGGUGCCGCAGCCCAAAAGGGCCUAUGGCAAAACUGAUGACGUAGGCGAGCCAUCUUGGCAUGGGUCAGCCCCGUCCAAGCCUUCUAACAACUCCUGCUUCACCAGCCCUGCUGCACGUCUCAUCCGGCGCGUUGCCGUCGCCCUUGUCGCUCGACUCAGCUCCUGCGCGUGUUCCGCCUAAGGGUCAUCCUCCCGUGGGGAUGUGCUGAGAGGUAAAAGCCCGAAAUCUUGAGUGGACUGAGGAGUGGUUCCUCUGGUUAUCCCCAGAGUUAAACCGCUAUUGCUGUCCAGAAGUUCUCGAGUGAAAACCUAACCCUAUAAAUAAAAUUCCAUGAGAGGGAGAGAAAAUUAGCAAAGCUAAUUUCUCUCGAACCGAAUGCCAUUUUAUUUAUUACAACUAUAUCUCAAGAGCUGAAAACUCCUAUGUGUUCACCAUAAAGGCGAAUGAGCCAAGGCUUUUAGGUGAUAAUAACUGGUCUGACGUGUUAUACUGCUGUUGUGUCACCAUAAACGAUGUAGGAGUAGGAUACGGUACUGGAGAAUGAGCUGUCCCCAAAUGCUAUUGCCUUGUGUCAUACUAUCCUCACUUUACUUUAUUUUUUGACAUCAUUUCAAAAGUUUUAGUACUGAAAAGAGUAAGAAGAAUGCAAGAACUGAUAAAUAUUGAGCCUAUUGAUGCGCCUAAUAUAUUGAGAAGGAGUGAAGAACUAGGAGAAUCCGAAACCAAGUUAAUUGCAAAAUGCAUAGGCAUUAAUAGCCAGCAGCCAAACUCAACUAUAAGAAUUGAAGAAGAAAUGAUUGAGCCUAUAUCAAUAACCUGACCUGAAGAAGUUUGGCUCUAUGAUAUCCCAUGGCUGCUAUCUCCUCUUUUUUCAACUUUGCGGUUCCAAGACACGUUUUGAGUCCUGAUUGCUUUAUUGUUGGAAAAAUCAGUCGUAGUGGUCAGCAGCAAUUUAUCAUUGCUGACCUCAUCUGUGUAAGAUUUAUUUAGCUUGGCUUUUGCUGAGUUGCUUAAGCCACUGAUAUGGCCUCAUGUGGUUAUUCCAAUUGUCCCUGAUAGUCUUAGAGAAAUAUUGGAAGCUCCAGUUCCAGUUCUUCUUGGACUGCCAGCCCCAGCCCCUCCUUUAAGAAAAUCUUAUUCAAAUUUAAUAUGACUAAUGCUAGACGAGCCAAGCCCUCAACGACGCUUACAGGCCAGCACCAAAAUUCUUCGUGACGUAAAAGAGCCAUACUUUGAUAACUUCAAAACUGUCCUCAACAAACUAUAUGCCGAGUUUACUCAAGAAAGAACAGUCUACAUCCCUUCACACCCCCAACAAAACGCUUGCAAAGAUAUAGCGAAUUUACUGCGAGGCUGCUGGGGCAGACUCCUUGAGAAGUUUCCUCGCCGAACCUCUGGAAGAAUAAACCCCAACGAUUUCUCCCCCGUCAUAGAAUCCUCUCACCUUGCUGACAAGAAAUUUUUGGAAUCCUUUACCAAAACCCAGCUGCUGGUCAGCCAUUUAGAAAAUUGCUAA
Blepharisma stoltei is the source of this 2163-nucleotide messenger RNA. NCBI's taxonomy places the organism in Eukaryota, Ciliophora, Heterotrichea, Heterotrichida, Blepharismidae. The record is from the annotation of a GenBank genome assembly.